UGUGAAAACGCUUCGCACGUUUUUUGGGGGUUUUACGUUUUGGAAUCUAGAAAUGUCCGAUCUGUCAAAAGCGACGCUUUUAAAACAAGGAGCAGAAGCUAAAAUUUAUGUCAUAGAUUUUCUGGGAAAGCCCUGCAUUGUGAAGGAAAGAUUUCAGAAAACAUAUAGACACCCAGACCUUGAUAAGUCCCUGACGGCACAGAGGACCAAGUCUGAAAUUCGUUCAAUGCUACGAUGCAGAACGAAUGGUAUCAGAACCCCGGUCAUUUACUUUGUUGAUCAGAUAAAGAACCUCAUAUACAUGGAAUACAUACAGGACUCUGUUACAGUCAGAGACUAUGUUACUGCAAUUCAGAACAAUCCUGAUGGUGACACUCACUUGCUUGAGGCACUCAUGCAAAAGGUUGGCAGCACACUGGCGACUAUGCAUGAGAAGAACAUAAUCCACGGAGACCUCACCACAUCAAAUAUGCUGUUAAGAAAUCCACCAGAGGAGCUCAAUCUGAUCCUUAUUGACUUUGGUCUGGGCUAUAUUGAAAAUCUUGCUGAAGAUAAAGGAGUUGACUUGUAUGUUCUGGAGAGAGCAUUCUUGAGCACACAUCCAAAUACAGAGGCCCUGUUUGAACUGUUACUUCAGAGCUAUGCCAAAGAUUAUGGCAAAGGGGCAGUGGAGGUGUUAAGAAAAUUGGAUGAAGUUAGACAAAGAGGUAGAAAAAGGACCAUGGUUGGCUGAUAUGCAGUUAGUUAAAUACCUCUUUGGUUUUCAUCAUGUGGACAAACUUUUUUUGAUUAUAAAUGAAAUUUUGGGAAUAAAGUUACUGUUGAAUAAAAGGUUCAGGAAGCAUAAUUUUUUUGAGCUUUGUAAGAUAAAAGUCACUUGAGAAUGAAUACCUUACAGGCCUUGACACUGACACCUGUCCGCCUGUCAGAGACAGGUAAGAAUUCAGUCUAGACAGGGGAAGUUGCAGGGUUGGCUGUCACAUGAACAGGUCAUAUUUUACGAGUAUUUGAAAACAAAAGUUUUGAAACAAAUUUUCGUUGCUUGUUUAUAUAUAAAUAGCAACUGCGUCAUGAAGAUAGACAAGAGAAUUAUUUACACAUAGCUUAAAUUUUUGCAGUUUUACUUUCCUAGUUAGAUUAAACAUGUGGAUUUGUUCA
This is a messenger RNA of Lingula anatina, 1158 nucleotides long. Its product is annotated as EKC/KEOPS complex subunit Tp53rkb-like. Gene Ontology annotation, molecular function: ATP binding; protein serine/threonine kinase activity. Gene Ontology annotation, biological process: protein phosphorylation. Lineage: Eukaryota; Metazoa; Brachiopoda; Lingulata; Lingulida; Lingulidae. Gene Ontology annotation, cellular component: nucleus; cytosol; EKC/KEOPS complex. The record is from RefSeq and is a predicted model, not a curated record.